Molecule: messenger RNA, 1314 nt
Organism: Cryptomeria japonica (Japanese cedar)
Lineage: Eukaryota; Viridiplantae; Streptophyta; Pinopsida; Cupressales; Cupressaceae
Product: G-type lectin S-receptor-like serine/threonine-protein kinase SD2-5
Exons: 1
Coding region: 1-1314 (437 amino acids)
Biological process (GO): protein phosphorylation
Molecular function (GO): protein kinase activity; ATP binding
Source: RefSeq, a predicted model, not a curated record
AUGUCCAUAGAAGAAUCUGGGAACCUUGUUCUCUACAACUCCUCUGGUAGAGUCAUCUGGCAGUCUUUUGAUUAUCCAACUGAUACCCUGCUGGGAGGGCAGAAGUUAAAGGUGCGACAGAAGCUUACUGCAAACAUUUCUCCUAAGAAUACAAGCCAAGGUCGUUUCUAUUUAACCUUGCUUCAUGAUGGCUUUGCUAUGUUUACUGCCUCUGCACCGGCUAAAAUAUAUUUCAGAUCUCCCAAGCCACGUGCAGGUGUGGAGUUAUCUUAUGCCCAGUUCGACAACCAGUCUAUCAAUAUUUACUCUGAAGGAGGAGGAUCGCCGUCAGUUAAUUUACCAGUACCCAAAAGCAGCCUUCACAUUAAAUUAGAUUGGGAUGCUCAUUUAAGGGUUUGCUCGGUCCAAGAAACAGAAGGAAGAUCUUCCCUUGACUAUGUUCCAUCCUUCCUGAAAUCAAUCGCUGAGUGCGAUUAUCCAAGACCAUGCGGAGACUAUGGUGUUUGCACAAAUGGUCAGUGCAGCUGUCCAGGAGAUGACGAUGCUUUUAAGCCGACUGAUGUCUCAGAACCCAAAUCCGGAUGUAUUCCCCGCGUUCCUCUGGUGUGCUCCCAGACUGGUGGAAGCCAAGGUCAUCACUUUUUGGAACUGGAGCACGUUUCCUAUUUUACUUAUGUUUUUGACAAUUCUUCAAUGCCAGGGUUAGUGUCAAGAGAUGAAUGUAAAACACUUUGCCUCGAAAACUGCUCUUGCAAAGCUGCUUUUUUCAGGUACCGGACCAAUUUUUCUAGUGGUUAUUGCUAUCUAGAGUUCAAUAUCUAUUCUAUGAAUACUAACAGUCCAGUCGAAACGUACUACAAUUCCACUGCUUAUAUUAAAAUCCAGUCAAGGCCCAAGGGCAUUAAGUCCUUAUUUGUCGUCAUCAUUUGUGCUUCUGUGGGUGGAACAAUAGCUCUGUUUAUCUUAUUGUGGGCAUGGAUAAGUAAGUCUAGAAAGAGCAGACAUAAGAUAGAAAAGGAUGAAGAUGAAGGUGAGGAUGAUCAUGUGGAUUGGCCGGCAGGCUUACCGUUGCGGUUCUCAUUCGAAGAAUUGCAAGAUGCUACAAACGGCUUUGGCAUUAAGCUGGGUAGCGGUGGAUUCGGUUCAGUUUAUGAGGGUGUUCUGUCUGACGGCUCAAAGAUAGCAGUGAAGUGCCUUGACAGAGCAGGACAUGGACAAAAAGGGUUCCGGGCAGAAGUGGAAACGCUAGGGAAGAUUGAUCAUCUUAAUUUGGUAAGACUGAAGGGCUUCUGUGCUCAAAAAUCCCAUAGAUAA